CCACCAGCAGGCAUGCCGCAGUAUUCCAACUAUGGCCAGCCGCAAGCCCUGCAACCCGCCACGCACAACUACGCGCCUCAAGCUUACGGCCAGUACUCAUACAGCACAAUGCCGCCCAUGUCUGCGGGUCAUCCCGUGACUUCCUCGAUGGCUGGACCCAUGGUUCCACAAAACUCAUUGCCUCUUCCGACAAUGCAGUCAAACGCCGGUCCACCUUCUGCUGGCGGCAAUCAGCAAUUCCAGCAGUCGUUUGACACCACCGGCCAGAUCGCACCGCCGGGUAUGAAGCCUCGAGUCACCGCGACGUUGUGGGAAGACGAAGGCAGUUUGUGCUUCCAGGUGGAGGCCAAUGGUGUUUGUGUUGCGCGACGUGAGGACAACCACAUGAUCAACGGCACCAAGCUUCUCAAUGUUGCUGGUAUGACUCGAGGACGUCGAGACGGUAUUCUCAAGAGCGAAAAGACACGCCACGUUGUCAAGAUUGGUCCAAUGCAUCUCAAGGGUGUUUGGAUUCCCUUCGACCGCGCGCUGGACUUCGCCAACAAGGAGAAAAUCACCGAGCUCCUGUAUCCUCUAUUUGUUUAUAACAUUGGUGCCCUGCUCUACUACCCUGCGAACCAGGCGCGUCAAAGCAUCAGCAAUGCCGCUAUGGCAGCGAGACGAGAUCCCGGUCAACAGCAAGAAUACAUGCGCACUCCGCAAGGCACGCAGCCGCCUGCUCUUACCUACUAUCACUCGAUAUCAACCCCUAUCGGUGCUAGCGUUCCACAGCCGCCGCACUCCAUCGCACCCUACCCAGCCUCGGGCAGACCAGGUCUUGACCGAGCCCAUACAUUUCCAACACCACCGACCAGUGCUUCGGGUUUGACAAUGGGCAUGGGCAACGCAGGAAGCACAUACGAGUACGGAGGAGCAGGUGCUCCGAUUCAAUCAGGUCAGCCUCUUUCCAUUGAAACUAGCAUGUCUGCAAGAACUGUGCCAACCACCCCCUUAGCUGCUCCUUCUCCUGGUCACUCACACGGUAUCCCACAAUACCAAACCAGCCAGCCACAAUACCAGAGCCAGCCAUAUUCUGCACCUGGCUCGUACAGUUCGCAGUACGGUCAGCAACCUGGUGGCAUGAAUCGCGGCUAUAGUGGCAUGCAGGCCAGCCCCGGCGGUGUCAAGACCGAAAUGGGUCCGCCAGCACGCGCUGGCGCUGAAAACGAGCAUGGCGAGAGCAAGCCUCAUGAUGGCUACAACAGCCACCAAGACGCUGAUGGAGAGCAUGAGGGUGAAUAUACCCACACUAGUGCGUCUUAUGACGCCAGACGACAAUCGUACAAUUACAAACCUAACGCAGCGUCAGGACCCCUGCACUCGGCUCAUGCUCAGAUCUCGCCUGAGAUGACACACUCGCCGCAUCAGAAUGGAGCUCCGAGCUCUGCAACGCCACGCACGACCAGCACCUACACCGGCUAUAACGAUACCCCUCAGCGACCAGCGCAAUUGCCAUCGAGCAACUUGAACUACGUCAUGAGCAACGAUGCCCGAGCUGGCGCGCCUAAUGGUCACGAUUCUGCAUAUCAUUCCGGUUACCACCCGGCGCCUCAGUACCCUGCCGUCAACGGCGUGCUCAACGCCAAUAACAAGCGAGUGCGCGAGGCCGACGAUCAAGAGGACCCAUACAACAGGCCUGGCAGUGCCGCCGAUAAUCUCAAGAGACAACGCACU
Pseudocercospora fijiensis CIRAD86 is the source of this 1713-nucleotide messenger RNA. RefSeq lists its product as uncharacterized. Lineage: Eukaryota; Fungi; Ascomycota; Dothideomycetes; Mycosphaerellales; Mycosphaerellaceae. The annotation marks the transcript as partial. Gene Ontology annotation, cellular component: nucleus. Gene Ontology annotation, biological process: positive regulation of transcription by RNA polymerase II. The transcript is spliced from 2 exons. Gene Ontology annotation, molecular function: sequence-specific DNA binding; DNA-binding transcription factor activity. The record is from RefSeq and is a predicted model, not a curated record.